AAAUUUGCUUGCAAGCGAGUGCACUUUUAGAUUAACUGUCAACCGUGUUGGCUUCCUUGGCGUGUGAUAUUUUUGUUAAGAAAUUCGUGAAACCAUAAAAGAUUUAAGGCCUGCAUUCAAAUUUUUGAAGUAACAUAAUCUUCCCUAAAAUAUGGAAAAGUUGCACCAGUAUCAGGGCAUCACUGGGCGCUUUCAUCAAUUAAGAGACAAUAUUAAAGAAUUUUACCAUGGCUUUGAAAGUGAGGAGUCGAAUAUACUACAAAGAGCUAAAGAAAGCGCAUUGGGGCAGCUCAAAGGAAACACAAGUGCUAAUAAGGAUUACUCACACAUAUUUAGAUGCAAAACGCGUGCUGAGUUGAUCCGUGUAUCUGCUGCAGUAAUGGGCAUUGAGUUUUCGUACGCGGCAGAAACAGCAUUUGUGUCUCCAACACUACUCAAAAUCGGAGUUGAGCAUCAGCACAUGACAUUGGUUUGGGCAUUAUCUCCCCUAGUUGGAUUCUUUUUAUGCCCAAUAUUGGGAUCAUUUUCUGACCGAUGCAAGUUAAAUAUGGGACGAAGACGGCCAUUUAUAUUACUGCUAUCAAUCGGAGUGGUUCUUGGACUUCUUUUGGUGCCGAAUGGUGAAAAUUUGGGUUAUUGGUUUGGCGACGAAUAUCACAGCCCGCCAAAUGUAAUUCCUGUAAGCAACGUUACCCAAAAUGGAACUGAAACGAUGCAUGGCUCUUCAAAGAACUCCCAUCCUUGGGGAAUUUUCUUUACUGUUUUGGGAACCGUUUUACUUGACUUUGACGCAGAUGCUUGUCAAAGUCCUUCAAGAGCGUAUUUACUUGAUGUCUGCGUGCCCGAGGAUCAUGCCAAGGGUCUCUCUACUUUCACUAUUAUGGCGGGACUGGGAGGAUUUUUUGGCUAUUCAAUGGGAGGCCUUAACUGGGAUGAAACAGAAAUUGGGCGUCGAUUGGGAGGACAUGUCAAGGCUGUUUUCUCAAUAAUAACUUUUAUAUUUGUCGCUUGUGUUACAUUAACAAUUACCAGUUUUGCUGAAAUACCCCUUUGGGCAAUAUCGAGUAACGAAAACAGGGAUUAUAUGAAGGAAAAAGAACAGUCUGAAGUGCCACUUUCAACUUACGGCGCUCUUGACAAUGAAGUAUCUGUCUUGAAUGAUGAACAUAAGAAACAGCUAACAACUGAAUCUACAGAAGAACAAAUCUCAGCAGUGCAGAAUGUUGAUGAAACUUCAUUCAUGGAAAAUCCAGAAUCUCUACCCGAAAAAACCGAAGUAGAGAAUGUACAACCGAUACAAAGCUCCGUACAAAUAGAGUCAUUGUCACAUUAUUUACUAUCCAUUGUAUACAUGCCACACUCCUUGCGAAUGGUAUGCCUCACGAAUCUGUUUUGUUGGAUGGCGCAUGUUUGCUACUCCCUUUAUUUUACUGAUUUUGUGGGCGAAGCUAUAUUCAAUGGUGACCCAAAGGCAACAGAAGGAUCAGAACCUCAGAUCCGUUAUGAAGAGGGCAUUCGUUUCGGAUGUUGGGGAAUGGCAAUGUAUUCACUGUCAUGUGCUUGCUAUUCCCUUGUUAUAGACAAGCUUAUUCAACGUUUUCGUGCCAAGAAUGUAUACGUUGGAGGUCUUUGUUUCUAUUGUACUGGAAUGGCUUUGAUGGCCUUGACUCGAGCCAAAAGUAGCGUCAUCCUAUUUAGCUGGACAGCGGGCGUUAUGUAUUCAACUCUCUUCACCAUGCCAUAUUUACUUGUAGCACACUACCAUUAUUUGUCCACGUUUGAGUUAGAUGAAAAUGGACAAGCAAAACAUGGCUCAGGCGUUAGAGGACUGGGCACUGAUAUUGCCAUCAUAAGUAGCAUGGUAUUCUUGGCCCAAUUUAUUUUAUCUAUUUGUAUGGGUACAAUUAUUAAAAUAUCGGGUACUACAACCGCUGUUAUUUAUACCGCUAGCUUUUUGAGUCUCUGUGGGGCAUUAUCUGCCACAAAGAUAAUGUAUUUGGACUUAUAAGUGUCAUAUAAAAUAAUAGCAUUUAAUGACGAAAA
Molecule: messenger RNA, 2043 nt
Organism: Drosophila subobscura
Lineage: Eukaryota; Metazoa; Arthropoda; Insecta; Diptera; Drosophilidae
Gene: lovit
Product: proton-associated sugar transporter A
Exons: 9
Coding region: 152-2008 (618 amino acids)
Cellular component (GO): membrane
Molecular function (GO): sucrose:proton symporter activity
Source: RefSeq, a predicted model, not a curated record